AUUUGACGAGUAGGUGCAAUUUUACGAUGGAUGCGCUGCUGCCCUCGGAAAUCGCGAGAUUAGUCCUUGGAUAUCUCCAAGAUCAAAAAUGCGAGGAAGCGGCAAGAAUAUUUAUGGAUACUUCGCCGCUUUUACAAGAAUGUCGAUUAGUAUCGCAAAGAGGUAGGAGAUACAGUACAAAAGUAGGUGGUUUAAGUUUAAUGGAUAUCUUGGAUAAAUAUUGCGCUACCAAUGCAAUGGUUCAAGAGAAACUCGAUAAAGUAUCAGAUUGUGAUCAAUUAAAGCAAUGUAACGACAUAACAGAGCAGCUUAGAUAUCUUUUGGAAGGGUCAAGAGGACAUCGUUUUGUAGUUAAUAUUAGUGUACCAUCCCAGAACUCGCCAUCCGGAACAUUUGGAUCUCCAGUUAUAUCCGGUAGUAUGAAAAAGAGACAUCAUAGUAAUAGUGAACGAGGAAAACGUGUUGUAAAGUCGUUGAAUAAUUUUUUGGAAAAACCAACUCAGAAAUCAUUGGCUCAAAGUUGCGAUACAAUUGAAGCAACACCUCUUGAAAGCCUACCAGGUCAUCAGAUUUCAAACAAUCAAUUUGAAAUAGAAAAUAAUGUAAAUACUUUAUGUACUAGAACCCCAACAAAAUGUGAUGUUAUAAAUUCUUUACCAGAAAGUAAAAUUGAUGGCCCUAUUGUAAAUGAUGGGAUCACACCUUUGGAUCUAAAUUUAAUAGCUUUGAAUUCAAAUACAUUUAAUAUUAAUCAAAAAAUCCAAUCUCCAGAAAUUGUGCAAAAUCAUGAAUCGUAUCAAAUUAAAAAUAAGUGCACAGCAGGAACUAGUACGGAAGAAUUAUUGAAUUACUGUAACACUGAAGUACAAACGGGACCUUGUGAUUUACUGGAAUCUGAAUCAGAUAUAAAUGACGAACCAAUUGAAAAUUUGAGCAUGCUAACCAAAAAGUUAUUACAACGUACUGAAUUACAUGAAAGGAUUGCUGAAAAUAUCAACAAAGCUAUUCUACCCGUUGAAACGUCUUGUCGCGAAGAAAAUGUUUACGAAAAUGCUGCAGAAGCGAAUAUGUCAUUAUUGACGGAUUAUGACAAUGCUAUUAAAUCGGUUGUUCAAGCCACAGAAACGGAUCCGAUUUUUGAAGGAUUUCUACAUGAAAUUUUUAAGAUUGGCGAGACUGACACAAGUCCAGAUGAGGAUGCUGAUAUUAAACAACAUCAAGAAUUAACUUAUUCAUCUUGCGCCCAAAAUAUAGAGCCAAUGCAGAUUGACGAUAACAAUGAGCAAAUUGAAUUACAAGAAUUGAAAAUAAAUGGCCAAGAAUCUAGCGGUUUUGAAGUACCAUUAAAGCAAAGAUUGCGCAGUUCAUCACGAUCUCAAAACACUAACGUCGACGACGAAGAGAAAGAAAGCAACAGUGUCUUAGAAAAUCAAAAUGCCGAAGCAAUUAUGAAUAUUGUUAACGUGAUCGCCAAUAAAAGAAAUUCAUUAAUUAAUAACGAGCUUGAUACUCAACCCGUUACCGACACGAUUGUAGAGAAUACAAUUGUUAACGAGCCCCUAAACAAUCUAAAGACAGAAAUUGAGAAAAUUAGCGAUGAAAAUAAAAUAAUCAAUAACAAGCCACUUCCGAAGAAAGCGAGUAGGAAAGCGAAAACAACAAAAUCAAAAGUGUCUUCCGAUAGUAUUGUAAAUAAUGUUGCUGCGAAGACAGUGUCGGAACAAGAAAUUAUGACGAUGCCAACGUUAAUUUUAUGUUCGGAAAAAGAUGUCGAAACAUUAUUGCAAACAGAAACUCAAUGUCCAAAGUCAUAUAUUCCAAUCGCUCCGAAACCCACCAUCGGCUCGACAACGGAAUCUCAACCGACAAUUUAUCUGCGGACAGUGAACGUUCCUCGCCAUCUCCUCAGCUCCGCGCAGAUCGAAGCCUCUACCAAACCCAAUUCCUUAUUGCUGCAGCAGACGCUCCAGGUACAACGAUCCACACCAAAGAUAAUCGCUCCAGCCCCCAUUGACGUCACCUCCACCGUGGAAUCCAUCACGUUAUACGGAGGCGAAAACGAGAGCACGGCGAUGAAGGUGUCGCCGAUCACGAGUAUGCCGGUGAUCAGCCUCGACGACGCGACCAUUGACCUGGGCAGUGGCCUAUCGUCCUUGUUCAAAGCCGAGGAAACGAAGUCGGAAAAGCCAAACGAGCCAGAAGUCAGGAGCGAAGUCACGAGCGAAGUUAGGAGCGAAAUCACGAGCGAAAUCACGAGGGAAAUCACGAGGGAAAUCACGAGGGAAAUCGCCAGCAAAAUCACGAGCGAAGUCGAUAAAGAAGCCGAGAAAGCGGAAACGGCAAAAGCUAAGAAAGCAACAGCCGGCGACGAGGUCAUUGUCAAAACCACGCCGCGAACGUUACUCAAGUCUCGUUCAAAGAACAACAGGCUAAGUCUCUCGACCCCGCGCCGGCGCAACAGCCACGUGCGGGCCCUUGACUUCAAUACCCCGAUGAAGAUGUCGGGCGGUGUGAGGAAAAAUCCACAGUCCUGUGGCAAAUCCAAAUCGACGUGUCGCGCGGGCCUAUUCAGAUCGCCGUCGCUCGGAUCGGAUAGGAACGCGGAGCCAAUGAGGCCGGCGUACAUGCGAGUGCCGAUAGCGACAAGGAGCCCGGCACCGAAGCUGCAGGGCAAUUGGAGCAAGCUCACGGGCAUCGGGCUUAUCCUCGGUGACGCUUCGACGAGCGAGAGCAGCUCGCCGGAAAAGGUCCAGGCGGAGGCCCCGCCCGUGGUCGCGAAGAAGAGCUGGGACAGCGACCUGAGGAAAAUCGUCGGCAACGCGGUGACACUGAACGAGGCCAAGGACCCUCCGAGGAUCGCGAGAAAGGCCAGGAGAAAGGGCACGGUAACAAAGACGAACGCGAAGACGAUGUCUCGGUCAAAGGUCCAAGAGUCCGAGGUUGUGGCGAAGGCCACCACCAACCCAGUGAAAAUCUCGCCAGAGACGAGCGCCUGUUCGGCGUCGUUGCGCUUUCCCGACAUGCUCGACCUUGAAACGCCACGCAAGACCGAAGUGACAUUUUACGUGCCGCCAACGCCACGGUUGCUCAACACCCCUGGCGACAGUCUCAUUAAAUCCAGGCGCUCCAAAUUCAAUGACGAGGUCAAGAUCAAGGACUGCGUCGACACGCCCGACUUCCCCGUCACGCCCUGCAUCAUCCUCACACCCAAGAUAAUGGAGGAGGAGCACGAGAAGAAGUCCUCGCCCUAUUACGAGCCCUGUGACGAUCAAACUCAGCCGAUCAAGCCGAAAGAAGUGGUGGAGGGAACAGCGCUGACGAGAACCUUUACGACGACGACGAUGACGACGAUGACGACGACGGCGACAGCAAUUGUAGCGAUGACUGCGUCGACAAUAACAGCGGCUUCAGCGACAACGGCGUCGAUAAUAACAACGACAGUAGAAAAAACAAUCGUAGAACAAAAGGAGAACAGUAAAGUCGAAUUGACGCGAGAAAUUGAAAAGGAAGAUAUUUCAAUAGAGACGGAAGAAAAGGAAGAGGAGCCAACGUCGGAAGAGACUUCAAAGGAGCUCAUCGAAGAGGAGAGCGUAGAAGAUACGAAUGCUUCCGACUCGGAUAGUGGUAACGAAUCCUCGGACUCCUCGUCCUCCUCUUCCUCAUCCAACAGCUCGUCAUCGAGCUCCUCGAGCUCAUCCAGCUGUACGAGCGUCGCCACGUCGUCGCCCGUAAAGUCAUUCAUCAUCGUCGGCGAACAACGUAGCGCCAAUGUGUCAUCCGAGUCGAAGAUCGAUAGUCCCGACCGAGUAUACCGAAACUCCUUGAAGAACAAUUUGGAGGAGUUUCACAAAAUUGAGGAUGAAAAUUCGCCAGCAAAAAUGGAAAAAGCUAUUGUCUUGGCCCAAGAAACCCCGGCGAAAGACGAAGGUAACGUCAUCCCCGAGUCAGAUAUAUUCGAGACACCUAGCGCCUCCGAGUCGGAGCGCGCGCUGCGCCGUGACUCCCUCGCGGGUCUUACCUCCAAGAUCUCAGCUAUUAUCACGACUUCGAGCAACGAGCUGUCCGUCGUCAAGCCGAGUGAAGACGCCUGCGCCGUUUCUUCCUCGGAGCGUCCUUCGGCGAAACCGAGAAUCCUCAGUGUGCAGAAAAUCGUCGCUGGCGAUGGCAUGGCCCUGCAAAUGUCGAGAAUGUCACAGGCGGAGAGGCAAAAGAAUUCUGGUUCAACGGUGCAGCAGCAACAACAACGACAACAGCAGCAGCAGCAGCAGCAGCAGCUGAGUAUGCAAUUGGAGGAGAAGCGCCGCAGAGUGAUGGCGAAAUUCAAGGAGGCAGCCGAUCAGUCGAAGAAAAACGUCGACGAGGCCAGACAGAGAAAGGCGCGGAGAGGCAUCGAGGCGGAAAAACUCGUCACCUCGUCCACUGACGGUUUCAAGGGCAAGGCCAAGGAGAACCAAAUGGCCGAGGUAGUUGCGAAGGAAGUAGCACCGAAGCAGCUUGCCAACGAAAAAUCCGAGGAUACGAAGCACGAGGAGGAGGCGGAGGAAGAGGAGGAGGAGGAGGAGGGGGAGGAGGUGGAGGAGGAUAUUAAGGAAGCGAGGCGAGUCAAAGUUAGGCCAAGCCUGAGAAAAAAGACUGCGCGGGACGAGAAGCACGAUAAGACUGAGGACGGAGCCGAGGGUAAAUCGAUUGCACGCAACGGCAACAAGGAAGUGCUUCAGAAUGCAACCAAAGAGACGGUCCCCAUGAUCGCCGAGAACUCCAAAGGCAUAUCAAAGACAAAAGUCGAUCAGGUGAAACGCGAUUUAUUUAGCGACGAGGAGACUAACGACCAGAGGACAACGCGGUCCCAAGCAGCGCGACGCUCCGUUGACCAUCAGAGGACCGAGGACAGCCAGGACACCGGUCUAUCGCUCGACGGCACCAAGGACAAACUUCCCGGGGUGCUCGAGUGCCUGCAGCUGAUACCCACUAAUAAAAACGAGCAGGACCCGCAUGAGCACAGUGGCAAGAGCUCGAGCAGCGAGGGCCUGAGUAACAGCCAGACCAACGCACUGGACGUCUCCUUCGCGUACGAUGAGUCAGUGCCAAUUAAAAAGCGCAAGCGAAAAUACAGUAAUUCGGAGUUGGCCAGUGAGUACACUUUUCGCUAUCCCGAUGAGAUUCACGUCCUUAGCGUCACGGCGUACGAAGAGAUAUUUAAGAUUGCGCCGAAGACUAAGAAGAGGAUCCCGAGCCCUAAGAAGUCACCUGCCAAAAUCAAGAAAAUUAAAAUCGACGAUAAGAACAUCGAAAAGACGCUGCUGAGCUCUUCGUGUAUCAUUAAUAGCUCGAGCGUUAAGAACAUGCGGAUACAUUCUGACAAUAAGAAGAAAAAGUCUUCAAAGAGAAAAUCGACGCCAGUGAAGGAAUGUAGACAGACAAUAAUUUUGUUACAGAUUGAAAAGAAGUCGAAGGCGGAUCCUCAAGCACUUUUCAACAAAAUAAAAAUAGAUGAAUUUUUAAAAUCCGUUCACGUCCCGGAAUAAUACGAUGAACAUCGUCGAUUAUAAGCUCCGUAGGAAUUUGUAAAUAGUUUUUUUUACUUGAUGAACAGUUAUUUAUUAAUAAAAAUUAUUUUUUAUA
This is a messenger RNA of Ceratosolen solmsi marchali, 5622 nucleotides long. RefSeq lists its product as uncharacterized. The record is from RefSeq and is a predicted model, not a curated record. NCBI's taxonomy places the organism in Eukaryota, Metazoa, Arthropoda, Insecta, Hymenoptera, Agaonidae. The transcript is spliced from 15 exons. Gene Ontology annotation, molecular function: protein binding. The coding region runs from base 27 to 5525 and encodes 1832 amino acids.